Molecule: messenger RNA, 7150 nt
Organism: Pocillopora meandrina
Lineage: Eukaryota; Metazoa; Cnidaria; Anthozoa; Scleractinia; Pocilloporidae
Source: the annotation of a GenBank genome assembly
CAGGCCACUAUACAAACAAAUCUAUCAGCACUGCUUGAAAAGUUUGAAAGACCCAAAUAUUCUUGGAUGAAGAGGAGAAUCCAGGAAAUUUUUCCGCAUUGGAUAAAGGCUGUUGAAGAACUUGGAUCGAGGGUGAACUUACAUGGUCGAAGAAGAAAAAAGGUGUAAGAGUCUACUGCCAUUUUUCAAAGGCGAAAUGCUUUUAGGUGUGGAUAGAUAUUGAGAGUUUCAACCCGGGACCACUAAAUUACAACAAUAGUUGCAAUUGGAAAUUGGAUGUUUAGAUUCAUUCAAAUAAACCUCUAAUAAAUUUACAACAAAUCUGUCGUGAUUUCUUAAGCGUGAAAGGAAAAUCUUUCGUUCUUUUGAUAGAUUUUGGUUUACAUGGCAGCAAUAGAGGGGAACAAGUUUCUGGAUAGGGCCUUCAAGGGAGGCCCUUUAGGGGAACUGGUUCAGUGGUCUGACCUUAUAAGUGCCUUGUAUAUUUUAGGCCACAAGCUAGAAAUCGGUCUUAUGAAAGAAGAAGUUCAAAGGUAAAGAACGUUAUUGAUUUCACAGGCCUCUCAUUGUCUUGUUAGUUUCUACCAAAGCGCAAAUCAGUACGAUACAUCUCUUUUUUAUGAUUUCAUCUGCAGGCUUAACAACAUUUGAUUUAGCAGUUUGCGAAAGAUUUUAACCGAUUUUUAGCGCAUGUUAUGAAUUUGAUUUUCCCAACUAUUCUCACAUUUAAUAGCCAGGAUAAAUGUAAAGAGAAGUUCAAUUUUGAUUUAAGGAUUAACUAGGUUGAAUAGUUUCCAAGAACGCCAAGUGCGACUGAUAUGAUUUUUUCUAAGCCAUUUUUCAUCGUUACGACGAGUUACAAUUAUUUGAGCUGAUUUCUGUUUUUUGCUGCCAUUUAGUUUCUUGUUAAUUUAUUAUAAACCUACUCGUGCACGAAAGAAGAUUUUAAAUAGGUACUGAGUUUAUAGUUUUUAUUUUUUUAGCCUCCUGGUUGCUCCGGCUUUAGAUGGUUGUGCGCGCCAAAAACUGCAGAAUGAAUCUGAUCUCAUUUUCACUGACAUUUUGGGAGUGAAUGCCAUAGCUGGACACACUGGACCAGAUUAUUCGCGAUACAAGUGAGUAUGUUCUCGAUAAAUCUGCAUGGGUCAUGCACGAAACAACAAUCAAGCUGUUGAAAACAUGCCACCUCAGCGACAACAACGACAACAGACAGCCCAACAGACGUAAGGGAAGAACUCGUAGACAGUUAAGGGAGAGACAAAAAUAUAAACAGACAGAAAGACAGACCGGUAGACAAACAGAGAGAGAGAGACCAACAGAUAAGAACACAGACGAACACUCAGGCAAAAAGACAGACAGAGAGAGAGGUAGACAAACAGAAAGACAAAGAGACUAUCAGAUAAGGAGACAGACGGACACUCAGGCAAAAAGACAGACAGAAAAAGAGGCUCAUAAAACAAAUAAUUAAACGAACAGAGAGGCAAACAGACAAGGAGAAAGACGGACACACAGGCAAAUAAGCAAAAAGUGACACAGACAGAGAGGCAGAAAAAUAGACAGCCAGAUGGACAGACAGAAAGACAAAGAUCAAGAGACAGUCAAAAAAACUGAACAGAGAGAGAGGUAUAAUGAUUGACAGACAGACCGACAGACGAACAGAAAGACAAACAACAGACUGACAGGCAUACAGACAAAGACACAGACGAGUAGACAGAGAGACUGACGAGUGACAAAGCGAUACCAUACUGAUUAACAAGUAGACAAUCAAAUAAAGAAACAGGCAAACGGGUCGACCGCUUUCAAAGACACAGAGAAGUCCUCAUAUCUACCGACUGUUGUUGUUGUAGAAGCUUAAAACUUAAAUUCAGAGAUAAGAACCGGUUUGGGCCGGGACUCGCGUUAUUCUUAAGUUCCUGAAAAAUACAACAUUCGACAUCAUUAUAAUACUAACGAUUCUCGUCACAAUUUAAGUUUCCUUUGAUUACUUUUUAAUCUGCACUAUUUAUCUGUUUCGUUGACGAUUAAAAUUCAUUGUUUAGUUCAAAAGAAGAUGACUAUGGUUAACUUACAUUUCGUUCUGCAGGUGCAAAUUACGUGUCUUAGAUUCGUUUGGAACAGACGCAGAAUUUAACUAUAAACGUUACAAGUGGGAAAUUCCUGGAGGGAGAUCUGGGUGGGGAGAUCUGGACCUUCACCUCGCACAGUUUAUGACUAUGUUCCGUAAGUAUCAACUCAUAACAGAAUUUUCAACUUUUCGCAAAGUCUAGAAAGCAUAACAUUUCCCCGAAAUGGAAAAAAUUACCUUUACCUCGAGGGAAGCGCAACACGCUGGUUUGAUAACUAGCACUGGUUGUACAUGACAAACUUCCAAAUUAAAGGUAAAUAGUCAAAUAUUGGUUGAAAAUUUUUGAUCUCUCUAUUUUUAGACCAUGAGAGCGAAUUUUGAAAAGAAACGGACGAGAAGAACUGAGUUGACAACGUUAAUUGGCCAACGUAAUGAGUUUCUACUGAAAAUCAGCGUUUCGAAUGUUAGCCCUUUCGUCAGCAUUCGCUCUGAGAAGGGCUGACGCUCGAAACUUCAGCUUUGGAGAAUCUUUACGGUGGGCAAUUUACAUCACCUACUCAUUUGAUCAAACAAAAUCGCCUUGUUAUACCCCCCUCCCCCACCAAAAAAAAACAAAACAAAACAAAACAAAACAAAAACAAACAAACAAAAAAACAAGAUGCAGUACUGCUGUUUCUUUAAGAGCUUAUUCCCUUUACUCAGCUGUCGGAAAACUUAGGCCUAAUUGUUAAGCUGGAGAAACAAUGAUAUGUCUUUUUCGUUUGUAGCACAUAGUCCUGACAAUUCCUUCCUGGGUUUUGCUGUUCCGUCAAAAGCUCAAGAAAAUAACAUUAGUCGAAAUAAGCCAAAUAAUCGAGUCUUAGUAUAUGGAAAGGUUCCAGCGUUUUGGAAGGUGAGCCCCACGAAAUUUUUUAAAGCAACUAUUCUAGCUUCGAGUGGCGACGAAUAAAUAUCAGUGCAGUGAACGCAGCGAGGAUGGCCCGGCGUGUCUUAUGUCUACGACAAUCCAACAGAUAGCGCUGUCUGAUGGGUCGAUUGAGACGCGACGUAUCCGUCAUAAUUCUACCUGUGAAUUCCAUCGUUUCGAUUCCACUGAGGUCUUCUACGCUCACUCCACUUCCUUGGCUAGAAUCUAACAAUAGGAUUUUUAGUCCGACACAAAAACUUUUCUUCUGGAGACGAUUGUUUUCCAUUCAGACACCUUUAGCGAACCAUAUACAUUGUCCAUUUCUAAAAAACUCAUUUAGUACUCAUGUCACGCGUUAUCCUUUCAUCGUCAGGGUCGUGCUAACUACAUUGACACAGUGAAAAAAUACUUCAACGAGGUUCACGCUACUUUGAGCGGAACGAACGUAAGUAAUAUUUGAGUCAAGAACUUUGCAAGCUCAGACCCCAGCCAAAGUGGAUCCCUUAUUGGGGGACCACCGAGAAAAACGCUUGUUGCCAAUUCAUGAUUAGUUCUAACAGAGUAAUUAAGUAUUAUUGACUGGGUUGGUAAGGUAAAUUGGCCACCGUAAAGAGUUUUAAAGCAGACGUUUCGAGCGUUAGUCCUUCGUCAGAGCCGGAAGAUGACUGGUUUUAGUUUCGUAUCUGAUUAAAUAUACACAGAAGUAAUGUCAGUUUAAUCCACCUUCGAUUAUAACUUUUAUAGUAUUCCUACCUCAUUUACGAAAAUUCGCGCCCGAGUAUGGUUUUGUAUUUUUCAUCUGGAGAUCCUUCUGAUAACGAUGCGUAUCAAAUUUUACCAGGCCGCGCCUUGAAGGUGAAGUUUAUGGGAUGGAAUUGGGUAUACUGACUUGUACACCAAAUUAAAGACGUUUCGAUUUUAUUCUUACUUGCGAUGUUUCGUAGGAAACACAGCGACAGCAUGAUGUGCCUAGAUAUGUCAUUAACCAUGGGAUAAUCAAUAUCACAUCGCUUAUGAAUCUUUUGCAAUCUAGUAAGGUAGGUGUUUAGUUUGUUACAAAGCGACAAUCAGCGGAACUGACAUGAAAGACUUAUUAUAGCAUUUCUUUUAUGCAACUUUAUAUUACAGUUUCAAUUAAAACAACUAAGUGUUUUUUUUUUGCUUUUGUAAUCAUUUUUUUAGUUAUACGAUCUUACCUAGUUUUGAAGGAGGCUCUCGUUAUUUUUUUCCUAUUUUUGUUUUUGUUUGCUUGUUUGUUUUUUGCGAGCAUGAUUCCCUUUUUUAAGUUCCUUUGUUUCGUCCACUUGUCACCUCGGUAUUAAAAACUCUUCUUUAGUUGUUUUCCAUUCCUUUUAAGCAAUUUUAACAACGCAUAUUUGCUUUUGAUGAAAUUUUCGUAAACAAGGAAACAAAAUCAUUGAAAUGUCUUAACCUCAAAUGAUUUUUUUUCUUCUUAUUUCUUCAUUUAUUUUGAAUUUUUCUCCUUAAGGUAUUUGUAGGGCUUGGUGAACCGUUCGAAGGACCAGCAGCCCUUGAGGCCUUGGCUAAUGGUUGUUUUUUCAUUAAUCCCAAGGUGAUGUCUAUUUUGUAACUAGGCGUCUCAAUGGCAUAAUGGCUUUUAUAGCUAACGGUUAAAAACUUGGCCAAAUUUACGGCUAAUGGUUGAUAUCUUUUCAUUGCGGUCACCAAAAGCUUUUUACAGGGUAAUUUUUUUUUACGACUAACGUUUAGAAUUUGUCAAUUUUUACGCCUAACGGCUAUUGGUUUUAAACCCUAUUGAGGCCCUCGUAACUGGAAAAAGGUCAAAGAAAAACUAAACAUUGCGUGCGAGCUAAAAAAAAAAAAAGGGAAAACGGACAAGAAAAUGAAACUGUUUUGUUACACCUGUGUGCCACAAGGCCCUGUUUUAUUCCUGUAAUUCCCCAACAUUGACAGUUAAUUGGCAGUCAAUUUUCUAUAGUCACACAAAAUUCUCCGACCCCAGACCCCAGACCCCCGUUCCCCGAUCUCCGACCCCCGACCCUCGACCCUCGACCCUCGACCCUCGACCCUCGACCCCCUCCCUCACCCCCUCAUCGGCGGCUCGGUGGCAGAUAAUUUUCUAUAGUCCUCCUUUUAUACUCUGUCGACGACGACGACUGUUUUCCCUCAUCCUUCUCCCCCAAAGAUAGACAAUAAUUAGUCCGUAAUCAUGGCUUCAUUAGUAAUUCUUGCUGCAAGUUAAGGUUCGAAGUCAUUUUAACUUUGCAAAGAAAGUCUUUUCCCUCCCCUUCCGGAGCCAUAGAUCGGGAGAACUGUAAUCCCUUUUUCAGUUUUUAUUUAUCUAUGUAUUCAUAUCUUUAUUUCAUUAUUGAAUGUUUAUUUUUUUUUUCACCAUAAGUAUGUUCCGCCCUUGGACCGUAUCGCAGGCUUUUUUGGUGGCAAACCGAUGGAUAGAAAGGUAAUUCAGACAUCCAUAAAGGACUCUAAAUUCCAAGUAGCUUAUGUAUAGUACAUCUAAAGAUUGAACCAAAUAUUUGAGAACUUAAAUGAUAGUUUGAAGUUACAGUCUGCAGCACAGUAAUAUUAGCCCAGAAAAGUGGGUAGGUGUUGGGUUUGUGAUCAUAAAAGACUUUUCUUUUAUUUAAGUCGGCGAAGUUGUACUCCCAAACAUCCUGCAGAUGCAUAGGAACUGCUCUUGAAUUGAAGUUUCGAGGAGACACUGAACUGCUCAUUUAAUAUCUUUCUAUUUUAGAUUACGUCUCAAAAUCCUUACGCCGAGGUCUUCGUUGGGAAACCUUUCGUACAAACUGUUGACAUAAAAAACUUGACUGAGGUUGAAGAAGCUCUCCGAGACAUUAGAAACGCCAAGGUAAUUAUAUCUGUCCUUUCACGUACCGUGAGAAUUUUGCUUGGUGUUAAAACUCAGCUGCAGACCAAGAAUUCGAAAUGCAUUGUUGAAGUGAUAUGUUAGUUACCCUGUUGUGUAAAACGCUUCACCACAAAGAUAAGAUUGUAUUUCUUAACUCAUCCAUUUUAUUUACCACGUGGUCGCGUAAAAAAAUCACAUGAUCAUAACGUCACUUUUAAUGGCACGCAAUACAUGCGAACAAGAAAAAUAUAGAAACAAUACAUAAACAAGAAAAAUAGCCAAAAUAUCAAUGUUCAGUCGCGACAUACCCUGCAAGUCUAGUUUUGGUCAAUGGCCAGCGAUGACUAAUUCAUAUCACCGACUCACUUGAUAAAACUAAAAAUAUAGGAAGUAGAGACGGAUAUCACUAGCUGGAUAUCUGGAGUAGAUUGGGAAAACAACAAGGAAUUUGUAUCUCCAACGUUUCUAUUUUAGGGUGUGCCUCACUUACCUUACGAAUUUACUCAUGUUGGUAUGUUGGAGAGAGUAAAUGCUUAUGUGGAAAAACAGGUAAAACAUUUAAUAUAUCAUCUCUUCUGUACCGUGUAGAGACGAAACGGUCACGAUGUUUUGAUAACGCAGUUUCUAAAUUUACUUUCUCUUCAUAUCUAACCAGGAUUUUUGCAAGCCUACCAAUUGGCCGCCUUUGAGUGAAUUAAAAAUUUUUGUGGGAGGGAAGGGUCAGUCGUGCAUUGUAACCUGCCUUAGAAAACAGCUGAUCUGUGAGCCGAAGUUCUUCCUCUCUUUAAACGUGGAGGAAGUUCUUGAAAGGUAAAAAUCGACACCUUACAACGAAGUCAGUAAGAUAUUUUAAAAUUGAUCUUGAUGUAACCUAAGCAUGUGUAACGUAAAGUAGGCUAAAUAACAGAUCAAACUAUGAAUGACUCUUUUAGAUUUUUAAUGAACGACUUUUUGAAUGCGUCCAUUCAACUACUCUUUAGUCAACGCAUGCAGGAAACAAGCCACACAUUUUUUUCUUUUUCUUUUUGUUGUAGUAUCCAUAAUGUUUCCCUUGAAUUUCGCUGCAAGUGCUCUAACUGACUAAAUUUGGGUAUCAUGAGAAUCACUCACUAUAUUUUUCACCUUCAUUAGUUCUGGAUUUGAUUGUAAAUCAACCUUUCACCGAGAGAGCAUCUUGGCACCGUCAAUAAACACAACAGACAGCAGCUGUGUACUUCAGACUCAGCCAUUGUUGUUCAGCUGCCGAGCAGCCAGGCCUGGGGUUGUCCGUGUCUGCCCUUGCCGCUCAUAUCGUAAAGAACAAGUCGCUUUAUGCGAAACGUGCUGA